AUGGAUGAGGAAGGCCCUGACUGCGGCAAAGCCGACUUUGUGCUUUUGGACCAAGUGACCAUGGAGGACUUCAUGGAAAACCUAAAGCUCAGGUUCGAGAAGGGCCGCAUCUACACCUACAUCGGCGAGGUGCUGGUGUCCGUGAACCCCUACCAGGAGCUGCCCCUGUACGGGCCUGAGGCCAUCGCCAAGUACCAGGGCCGUGAGCUCUAUGAGCGGCCGCCCCACCUCUAUGCUGUGGCCAACGCCGCCUACAGGGCGAUGAAGCGGCGGUCCAGGGACACCUGCAUUGUUAUCUCAGGGGAGAGUGGGGCAGGGAAGACAGAGGCCAGCAAGCACAUCAUGCAGUACAUCGCUGCCGUCACCAACCCCAGCCAGAGGGCAGAAGUGGAGAGGGUCAAGGAUGUGCUGCUCAAGUCCACGUGCGUGCUGGAGGCCUUCGGGAACGCACGCACCAACCGAAACAACAACUCCAGCCGCUUUGGCAAGUACAUGGACAUCAACUUCGACUUCAAAGGAGAUCCUGUCGGGGGGCACAUCCACAGCUACCUGCUGGAGAAGUCUCGGGUCCUCAAGCAGCACGUGGGCGAACGGAACUUCCACGCCUUCUACCAGGUCCUGCGGGGCUGUGAGGACUCACAGCUGGAAGACUUGCACCUGCAGAGGAACCCCGCCCUGUACAGCUUCACCCGGCAGGGAGCGGGGCUCAAUCCCUUGGACAGUGACGAGAGGAGCCACCACCAGGCAGUGAUGGAAGCCAUGCGGGUGAUCGGCUUCAGUCCCGAGGAGGUGGACUCCGUGCGCCGGAUCCUGGCCGCCAUUCUGCACCUGGGAAACAUCGAGUUUGUGGAGAUGGAGGAGGGCGGGCUGGAGCAGGGGCAUGUGGCCGUGGCCGAGGAGGUGUUGGUGGACCACGUGGCCGAGCUGACGGCAACGCCCCGGGAGUCGGUGAUGCGCUGCCUCUUGUCUCGCACUGUGGCCUCAGGAGGCAGGGAGCUCAUUGAGAAGGGGCACACGGCUGCAGAGGCCAGCUAUGCCCGGGACGCUUGUGCCAAGGCAGUGUACCAGCGGCUGUUUGAGUGGGUGGUGAACCGGAUCAACUGUGUCAUGGAACCCUGUGGCCGGGACCCCCGGCGUGACGGCAAGGACACAGUUAUCGGCGUGCUGGACAUCUAUGGCUUCGAAGUGUUCCCUGUGAACAGCUUCGAGCAGUUCUGCAUCAACUAUUGCAACGAGAAGCUGCAGCAACUGUUCAUCCAGCUUAUCCUGAAGCAGGAGCAGGAAGAGUACGAGCGGGAGGGCAUUGCCUGGCAGAGCGUGGACUACUUCAACAACGCCACCAUCGUGGACCUGGUGGAGCGGCCCCACCGUGGCGUGCUGGCCAUGCUGGAUGAGGCCUGCAGUGCCGCGGGCACCAUCACUGACCGGAUCUUCCUGCAGAGCCUGGACACGCACCACCGCCACCAUGCACACUACACCAGCCGCCAGCUCUGCCCCACAGACAAGACCAUGGAGUUUGGCCGAGACUUCCGGAUCAAGCACUAUGCAGGGGAUGUCACGUACUCAGUGGAGGGCUUCAUCGACAAGAACAGGGACCACCUGUUCCAGGACUUCAAGCGGCUGCUGUACAACAGCUCAGACCCCACCCUGCGGGCCAUGUGGCCAGACGGGCAGCAGGACAUCACAGAGGUGACCAAGCGCCCCCUGACAGCCGGCACCCUCUUCAAGAACUCCAUGGUGGCCCUGGUGGAAAACCUGGCCUCCAAGGAGCCUUUCUACGUCCGCUGCAUCAAGCCCAAUGAGGACAAGGUGGCCGCAAAGCUGGACGAGGGCCACUGUCGCCACCAGGUCGAGUACCUGGGGCUGCUGGAGAAUGUGCGUGUCCGGAGGGCCGGCUUUGCUUCCCGCCAGCCCUACCCUCGGUUCCUGCUCAGGUACAAGAUGACCUGUGAGUACACGUGGCCCAACCACCUCCUGGGCUCCGACAGGGCAGCCGCGAGUGCCCUCCUGGAGCAGCACGGGCUGCAAGGCGAUGUGGCCUUUGGCCACACCAAGCUCUUCAUCCGCUCACCCCAGACUUUGGUCACACUGGAGCAGAGCCGCGCGCGCCUCAUUCCCAUCAUCGUGCUGCUGCUGCAGAAGGCAUGGCGCGGCACGUUGGCCAGGUGGCGCUGCCGGCGUCUCCGGGCCGUCUACACCAUCAUGCGCUGGUUCCGGAAGCACAAAGUGCGCGCUCACCUGGCGGAGCUGCACAGGCGCUUCCAGGCCGCGAGGCAGCCCCCCUUGUACGGCCGGGACCUGGUCUGGCCGAUGCCCCCUGCUGUGCUGCAGCCCUUCCAGGACACCUGCCGGUUGCUGUUCUGCAGGUGGCGGGCCCGGCAGCUGGUGAAGAACAUCCCACCUUCAGACAUGGCCCAGAUCAAGGCCAAGGUGGCUGCCAUGGGGAUCCUGCAAGAGCUGCGGCAGGACUGGGGCUGCCGGCGGGCCUGGGCCCGGGACUACUUGUCCUCUGCCACCGACAACCCCACAGCCUCUGGCCUGUUCGCCCAGCGACUGAACGCUCUCCGCGAGAAGGACGGCUUUGGGACUGUGCUCUUCUCCAGCCACGUCCGUAAGGUGAAUCGCUUCAACAAGAGACAGGACCGGGCGCUCCUGCUCACUGACCGGCACCUUUACAAGCUGGACCCGGGCCGUCAGUACCGGGUGAUGCGGACCGUGCCCCUGGCCUUGGUGACCGGGCUGAGCGUGACCAGUGGGCGGGACCAGCUGGUGGUGCUGCACGCGCGGGGCCAGGACGACCUAGUCGUGUGUCUGCACCGCUCCCAGCCGCCGCUGGACAACCGCGUCGGGGAGCUGGUGGGGGUGCUGGCGGCGCACUGCCAGGGGGAGGGGUGCGCCCUGGAGGUCCGUGUCUCCGACUGCAUCCCGCUGAGCCAGCGCGGGGCCCGGCGCCUCGUGUCAGUGGAGCCGAAGCCCGAGCAGCCGGAGCCAGAUUUCCGCUGCAGCCGCGGGGCCUACACCCUCCUCUGGCCAAGCCGCUGACCUGCCGGCCGUGCCCCGCACCCCCCCCACCCACCCAACGCCAGCCCCGCAACGCACAAUAAAGGAAGCGUGUCUCUGCCCUUCC
This is a messenger RNA of Lynx canadensis (Canada lynx), 3127 nucleotides long. It is a transcript of the gene MYO1G, whose product is annotated as myosin IG. Gene Ontology annotation, molecular function: actin filament binding; ATP binding; microfilament motor activity. The coding region runs from base 1 to 3042 and encodes 1013 amino acids. Gene Ontology annotation, cellular component: myosin complex; microvillus; plasma membrane. The transcript is spliced from 22 exons. The record is from RefSeq and is a predicted model, not a curated record. Gene Ontology annotation, biological process: actin filament organization; vesicle transport along actin filament. NCBI's taxonomy places the organism in Eukaryota, Metazoa, Chordata, Mammalia, Carnivora, Felidae.